Rhagoletis zephyria (snowberry fruit fly) is the source of this 1476-nucleotide messenger RNA. It is a transcript of the gene Yif1, whose product is annotated as Yip1d-interacting factor 1. Lineage: Eukaryota; Metazoa; Arthropoda; Insecta; Diptera; Tephritidae. Gene Ontology annotation, biological process: endoplasmic reticulum to Golgi vesicle-mediated transport. The record is from RefSeq and is a predicted model, not a curated record. Gene Ontology annotation, cellular component: endoplasmic reticulum-Golgi intermediate compartment; COPII-coated ER to Golgi transport vesicle; Golgi membrane.
UUGAUCUAUUUGGUGAUGUGUACUAGCGAUUUAAAUAGUUAUUAGAAAGUUUUAUAAAUAUUCUUUAAUUUCCUUACUUCAGCAUUGUGCAUUUAAUAAAAGGUCAAAAUGAACUACAAUCCAAAUGCUGGGAUCCGGAAUCGUAAGUCGGAAUACUCUCAAGGUCCAUCCCGCAAGCCAAAGCGUGUUAGUGAUGUGAAUGCUAUGGGACCAGCAGCACCGGUAACCGCUCCCCUGCCUUAUAUGCAACCAUCAGCUGGACCGGCAAUGCAAGAUCCCACAGUCGGAUUAACAACUGGCUAUGGUAUAAACGCACAGCAACCAGCUGUUAGUGUGGGAGGUUUCGACAACAGUGCAGCGCCAGUACAAAGCGCAAAUUACAACUAUGUGACACCUCCCACUUCUCAACAUUUUGCGUUUGCUGGUGGUCCAAACGUGCAGCCNGCGCAAGCACAAUUUCAAGCUGGUAUGCCACAGUUUGCGAUGUUCCAACAGCCAAUUGUACAAGAUAUGGCCAUGCAAUAUGGUCAACGUUUAGCAGAUCAAGGCAAACAGAUGGUUGAAAAUCAGUUUGAGAAAUGGGUGUCCGUCGCGAAAUUGAAAUAUUACUUUGCCGUGGACAACAAAUAUGUCAUCAAUAAAUUACGUUUACUGUUCUUCCCCUUCACGCAUAGGGAUUGGUCACUGAAAUACGAUCAAGAGAAUCCUGUACAGCCACGCUACGACAUCAAUGCGCCAGAUCUUUAUAUUCCUGCGAUGGCCUAUAUAACGUACGUGGUUGUUGCUGGUCUCAUGCUGGGUAUGCAGAAUCGUUUUUCGCCGGAGCAACUCGGUAUACAAGCAUCAAGCGCCUUAGCCUACUGUAUUUUUGAGUUGGUGGUUUAUUCGAUCACUCUCUAUGUGGUCAAUAUAAAAACAAGUUUAAGAACACUUGAUUUGCUCUCAUUUGCUGGUUACAAAUUUGUUAUAAUAGUAGCAUGCCUUUUGGUAAGCACACUGUUCCAUGGUGUUGGCUAUUAUGUGGCCCUUUUAUACACGAGUCUUACAUUGGGCUUCUUUUUGCUACGUACACUGAAAACUAAAGUGCUGCACGAUGCGACACCAGCCAGUAGUGGCGCCAUCAACUAUGAUCCCUACGGCAAUCCACAGCAACUUGAUUAUACUGGUGGACGAAAACGGAAACUGUAUUUUCUAUUUCUUAUUGUCGGCGGCCAAGCCUUCUUAUCAUUUUUGUUAUCGAAACACUUGUAUUUGCCGGAUGCUGCUACGUUAGAAGUUAGAAAUACACAAUAUUAAUACUUAAUCGUGUUUAUUUUAUUACGAGCGAGCGAGGCAUAUAUAUAAAGCUCCCCCAUUUUUCGAAAACUUGGUUUAUUUGCUUGUUAUAAGAAAAUCUUUGAAAUAUUUUGUAUGAAUUUAAAAUAUGAACGGCGUUAUACAUAUGUAUGCAAUAAAGAGGGUAUUAUUGUAUUGAAA